This is a messenger RNA of Galendromus occidentalis (western predatory mite), 570 nucleotides long. RefSeq lists its product as uncharacterized. The record is from RefSeq and is a predicted model, not a curated record. The transcript has 3 exons. NCBI's taxonomy places the organism in Eukaryota, Metazoa, Arthropoda, Arachnida, Mesostigmata, Phytoseiidae. Bases 99 to 488 code for a protein of 129 amino acids.
AUCGCUCGGAAGGAUCCGCAACCGAUCGAUAGGAGCGGCGCUACCGAUGCCGUCGGAGGAGACUCCAAGUCAUCCUGCCCCGAUCGAGCACCGUGGCGAUGAGGACUAUCGCCAUACUCCUGAUGUUUUUGUGUGCGUCAUCGGAGGCGACGACUCUCCUCCCGAUCCUAGGCGGUAAAGAAGCCCUGCGCGCCCUUUUCGGCGCUUACGUUGUCAAGCUGAUGUUUAUCAGUGCCUACAUGCAGGGCUUGCACAGCGGCUAUAGGCACGACACAAGGAAAGAUGAAUAUGAACAAAUCGUCCAGGUUCUCGACGUUCCUGAGGAUCUCUACCAGGAGAGAUACCUCAAAUCGUCACGACCCCAAGUUGGUAAAUCGAACAGAGCGGAACGAGAGCUGAAGAGUCGAGACAUGUGGAAGAAACUCUUCGGCAGAACUCCGUAUCCGGACGCUUCCAGACGAUCGACAAAAUGGAAGAGUAGAUUGUGAUAGCAGAUUCCAUGUUCGAUCUCUGGAUGAGUUACUCACUCUGCUCCAAUAAAAAGUUGUGUUCCAUUGCACAAAUAUUGCU